GACAGGCCUUAAUACCCGCUGGUACCUCACUCGCUCAGUAUAGGAGACGCGUCCAACAGUCGUAAUUUACUCUAAACAGCAGUUAUAGUUCGGAUUUGAAACAUGACGGACGGGGAAAAGGUUUUGCGAGUUCUUUUAGACAAGGUUCUUAAGGAACGACGCUAUGAACCGUCUGAGAUAAAAAUACAAGAAAUGUCAUCUGGUGGACGGAACUACACAUCUGCAUUGUUUUUGAUUUCAAUAUGUUUACCGGAGAAAGAGUUAAAAUUAUUCGCUAAAGUUGCUAAUAUUGGACAGGAACUAAGAGAGGUAAUGCAGGCUGACUGGUUGUAUGGCACAGAGAGAUUUGUAUACACCAGACUUAUGCAUCUUUACAACGAACUCCAAAAAGAUCUUAAGGACGAAUAUAGAUAUGUUUUCCCUGAAUUCUACGGAAUUAGCGAGGAGACAGGUAAAGAAACUGUCAUCAUGGAGAAUCUAGUGGCGAGUGGUUAUGAAGAGUACGAUCGUUUUAAGUCCUUGGACUGGGAUCACGGCCGCAUCGGUGUUGAGACCUUGGCAAAAUUUCACGCUUUGUCCUUUGCUCUAGAUAAAAGUGACCCUGAAACAUUCAGGAAAAUUACUGCUAAUAUGACUUUUCGGUUAGGCGGUGGAGAAGAAACCCAAUCUUCGAAGGAUAUGUGGAUGGAGAAUGAUUACAUUGAAAGAAUGCUAAGUGUUCUGGACGAAGAUGAUCGAGCUGCAGUCAAGAAGUUAAUUAUGAAUUAUACGUUGCCCAAAUUCAACAAACCCAUCGACAGAACAGUCAUAUCACACGGAGACUAUAGAUUAAGCAAUAUGUUGUUUAAAGGACAGGGCGAUGAGCUGAAGGUCCGAGUGGUAGAUUACCAGACUGUACAUGCUGGAUGUGCUGUGACAGAUCUCGUGUACUUCAUAUAUCUAAGCUCGGAUGAAGAGUUUCUCCGUCUUUAUUUUGACAAACUAGCAAAUCAUUACUAUGCAAGUCUCGAAGCAGCACUCAAGAGGUUGUCUGUGGAUCCCAUAGAAGUGUAUCCAAGAGAGCAAUUUGAAAGAGAUUUGAAAGAGAAGUUACCAUACGCGGUUAUGGCAGGUGUGCUACUCUUGCCAGUUAUUGUUGCGGAUGAAAACUCAGGGCCAAAACUUAACAAUGAUUUAGCUGAUGUUUCCACCUUCAUUUGGAAGACUAACGAUUUAUUUGCUGAGCGUUUACGAGGAAUUGUAAGUGAGUGUAUCAGAAGAGGAGUCUUAUAGAAUAAUUGAAAGGGUCCGAUGAACUUGAAUUAACAAAUAAAACACAUUUAUAACAGACUGUUCAAAGCAUUGAACAUAUAGAAAAUAAAGAGUGGCACAAAUCAAA
This is a messenger RNA of Danaus plexippus (monarch butterfly), 1378 nucleotides long. RefSeq lists its product as uncharacterized. The record is from RefSeq and is a predicted model, not a curated record. Bases 103 to 1272 code for a protein of 389 amino acids. The transcript has 3 exons. Lineage: Eukaryota; Metazoa; Arthropoda; Insecta; Lepidoptera; Nymphalidae.